AUGAACAAGCUAUCUAGUAUUACCAGGAGCAGGAAACCUUACGAUAUCUCCAUCUUCCUCGAAGGUACCUCCCGAACCUUCACCAACGGUGAUAUUAUCCGAGGAGAGGUGGUGAUCAAACUGCCGUCUCCCACCAUCGAUGCCUCGAACAUCAUAGUUUGUCUUCGAGGAAUAAGCAAUACCGUGCUAGAAGACAGCUCCCUGACCCCACAAUUCGAAGGGAAUGGUGAAACCCACGAGCUUUUAAGACUUGAAAAAACCCUAGUUCUGGAGAAUCGUGGUAAUACCCGAAGCCCGACCCCCGAAAGCAUCACUAGCUCAUCGUCCACGGGGGGAGCAGAAAUGAUUAUCCAUCAAUACCCUUUUGAAUUCCAAUUCCCCGAAGAUAAUUUCAACUUGCGAUGCCUAUCGGAGGCAGAACUCUUCCAUAAGCGUGGGUACGUCAAGGAUGACCAAGUGCUUUCUCCGGUGACGUUACCCCCAUCGAUCAUUUAUGAAAAGGGGAUCAACAAUUUCGCGAAAAUCGAGUAUGGUAUCGAUGUGAUGGUCCAGCGACAUUCAACUUCUAAACCGGUGGUGGAAAAAAAAGUGAAAGUGACGUUCUUACCAGAAUUCAACUUGGUUACUUUCAACGCCUCCAAAGUGACCAGAGCCAACGUUAGUGGUAAAGGCUUUGAAUUCAAAUAUAAGUGUCAAGAAUCACAAAAUCAUACUACUGACACUAACAAGUUGAAAAAUUUAUUGAAAAAAGCAUUACCUUCUACCAGCAAGAUCACCGCCAGAUUCGAGCUCCAAGCGUCAUUUGUCCGUCAUUUGGAGCCGUAUAAUACCCAAUACGACACCCCGCGAUUCAUCAAAGUGGGCGAUAACUUGAAAGAUAUCGUAAAUUUAUCACUCUUGACCAACGUUUCCUAUGACGAUUUGAUCCGAUUAAUUUAUCCUUCCAAUGCCAAUACCGCCACCAAUGCGUUGUCUGUCGAUCCAGAACGUAUCAUCAUCAAGGGGAUCAAGGCCAAGCUCGUUUCUUAUAUUUCUUUCAAAUCACAGCUUCUUAGCGAUACCCAAUCUUUCCGGUCGGUGAUCAUCAACAAACAAGGCUUGAACUACCCAAUUAACCACGAGGAUUUCCAACCCGUGGAAAGUAUGUUAUCCCCACAAUCUACGUAUCGAUCGACCCAUAAUGGGUUAGAAUAUAUCCGGACUCAAGGCAGUGGUAAUCUAAACCGUUCGUCAUCUGAGUAUUUCAAGUACGAGUUGCCGGAGUACUUGCUCGAUGGGGUGGUUACCUCUAUAUUACCGUCGUUUGCCACUUGUAACAUCAAGGUCGAGCACGAAUUACACGUUUCUAUGAAUUUUGCCUCAAGGAUCAAUCCGAAAAACUCGGUCGUUGUCAAAUUGACUCCUACUGUGAUUGUUUUAAAAGAUUAUUUCCAAUCAUUGCAUAAUAAUAAUACCCAUAGCGAGUACGAAGAAUCGUUGCCUCCAUACUCAACCCACCCAGAUUUCUACAAUUAUGAUUCUUCAGAAGAUGAUUGA
Molecule: messenger RNA, 1536 nt
Organism: Saccharomycopsis crataegensis
Lineage: Eukaryota; Fungi; Ascomycota; Saccharomycetes; Ascoideales; Saccharomycopsidaceae
Exons: 1
Coding region: 1-1536 (511 amino acids)
Biological process (GO): ubiquitin-dependent endocytosis
Cellular component (GO): cytosol; cytoplasm
Molecular function (GO): protein-macromolecule adaptor activity; ubiquitin protein ligase binding
Source: RefSeq, a predicted model, not a curated record